CUGCAUUGUCACUCGACAAGAAAUAACACAAUAACAACCCUCACAAAGGAAACCGGAGAACCAAUGAUUUGGUUCUCGGGCGGUUCGUGUGGAUUCAAGAAGGGAAAUCGCUCUACCUAUGAAGCGGGUUAUCAGUGUGCUGUCAGGAUGUUCAAGUGGAUUGAGGAAUACCAGAGGACCGUUCCCUCCCUAGAAAUCGACCUUUUCUUCAAGGGCUUUGGUCAGGGAAGAGAAGCUCUCAAAGGUGCUCUUUUGGCUGCAGAGGGCGAGCGAGUUAGACAACUCGUCGUUUCAAUCACCGAUAGGACUCCCAUUAAAAUUGGAGGAACACGCGCGAAGAAGACACGACGUUUGUAA
Laccaria bicolor S238N-H82 is the source of this 357-nucleotide messenger RNA. Its product is annotated as mitochondrial 37S ribosomal protein YmS18. Gene Ontology annotation, biological process: translation; maturation of SSU-rRNA from tricistronic rRNA transcript (SSU-rRNA, 5.8S rRNA, LSU-rRNA); ribosomal small subunit assembly. Lineage: Eukaryota; Fungi; Basidiomycota; Agaricomycetes; Agaricales; Hydnangiaceae. Gene Ontology annotation, cellular component: ribosome; mitochondrial small ribosomal subunit. Gene Ontology annotation, molecular function: small ribosomal subunit rRNA binding; structural constituent of ribosome; mRNA 5'-UTR binding. The transcript has a single exon. The record is from RefSeq and is a predicted model, not a curated record. The annotation marks the transcript as partial.